UUUUUCUGCUCACAGCAAACACAUCCCACGGCAUAUGCGAGCUGAGCUCUGCGGAGCGUAUGCCUCGGCUGGGCACCUACCUGCAAUGCAGCGCCUACAUCUUCCUGCUUAGCUUCAAGCCGUCGGAGCCUCACCUCUCUGCGUACUUGGAAGAGGUCAAGCACUUGACCAAGCACCAGCGAGAUGCGGAGGUAUAUACUGUCUUCACCUAUGCUUCGCUCGUGGUCGUUAGCCUCGUGGCAGCUCUGAAGCUGCACACUUUGCACACGCCGAUGAAAGGCAUCAGCGAUAAGGCGCUGAUCCUGUUCGGCUGCGCGGCCCGUUUAGCCACGCGACUCCUGCUGCUUUGGGGUGACUCGCUGCUUGCCAUGCAGCUCAUGCAGGUGGCCUACUCCGUGGGCCUGUUGGGGGAGAUGGCCUUUUACGCGUACUGCCUGAAGGUGAUCCCUGGGCAUGGGCCCAAGUUGGUGGCAGUGGUGCAGGGCGCUUACUUGGUGUCGCACACCGCUACCGGCUUUUUGGGCGACUGGUUGCUGCGCUACACAGACAUCGGCCUGAUGGGGCUGAUGUGGAUCUCUUUCUUCGCGGUUCUUGCGGCGUUCCUCAUCGCCCUCUCCUUUCGCAGCCUGAAGGACGAGAGCGGGCCACUGGUCUUCUCGCGGAAGGCGCUGCUGAGGGCCGCCUAUAGGAGCCGGAGCUUUUGGCUCAGCACGGCCUGGUGGACCUUGAGCUAUCCUAGCUACAUGACCAUCUUCGGCUACGAGUCCUCGUUAUACGCGGACCAAGACUUUGUGCACGAUAACAAUGGCGCGAUAUUCGCUGUUGCCCUUCUAGCGGGCGCGGGCGCUUCGCUGCUGCUCUCCUGGGAGUCGGUGGACUUGCGGGCAGCCGCGCGGCCACUGCACAGCUUGCUGGCCUGCAGCCUCAUGUUGGUGGCCGCCAUGGCUGCCAUGAGCUGGCAAGGGAGCUCAGAGUGGGUCCUGGCGUCCUCCUUCACAGUCUUCUUCAUCUUCUGGAGCUUUGCCAAUGCACUCUUCUACGGGGAGACGCGGCGUGCCUGCGACGAGGGCGUGCAGAGCUUGGAUUGUGAGGAGAGCGAGCGAGUGGCCGCAGCGGAGCGAGUAGUGUCCGUGGCGUUCAUGGUGAACUCGGCGCUGGGGACCCUGCUAAAUGGGUUAGUGUCCUUCAUAACUUUCACCUGUCUUGGCUGGAGAGUGGAGGGCGUCUAUCAGCUUCUGACCUUGUGCCAAGCCGCGUUGACGCUGGUUGUUCUGCUGCUGGCAUUGUGCAGCACUCGUCCGGAGGACGGUGACACCAGCAGCGAUAGCUCUGACACGCCGCUGGGGCGUUGUACGAGUUAGAGUUAGAGUUGUUGGCCUCAGGCUCUUCCAGAUGAUCAAACUGAUCUGAGUUAUUUUUCGC
Effrenium voratum is the source of this 1422-nucleotide messenger RNA. The record is from the annotation of a GenBank genome assembly. Lineage: Eukaryota; Dinophyceae; Suessiales; Symbiodiniaceae.